AUGGCCGAAAACGCUCCCGCUUCCAACCCCGCUGCUCUUCCAGCUCAACCUGCUACAGGCGCUGUGAACCAGCAGUACGACGCUGCUCAAGGCAACGGUCAAAGUAACCCGUCGCAUAUGCCUCCUCCUCCGCGGCCUCCAGUGGUUAUCCCCCAGAACACCAACCCGAUCCCCACCGCCAUCUCCUCGCCUAUGUCCGGCAACAUGAUGUCGCCCACCAGCGCCGGGGGCUAUGUGCGUCGGGCAGCCCCCGAGCCCAACAAGCGAGCUCUCUAUGUGGGUGGGCUGGACCCCCGGGUCACAGAGGAUAUUCUGAAGCAGAUCUUUGAGACCACUGGCCACGUGGUGAGCGUCAAGAUUAUCCCAGACAAGAAUUUCAACAGCAAGGGCUAUAACUAUGGGUUUGUGGAAUUUGAUGACCCCGGUGCGGCUGAACGGGCCAUGCAGACCCUUAAUGGGCGCCGGAUUCAUCAGUCGGAAAUCCGCGUCAACUGGGCGUACCAAUCCAACAGUACCAACAAGGAAGACACCUCUAACCACUUCCAUAUCUUUGUCGGUGACCUGAGCAAUGAGGUGAACGACGAGGUCUUGACCCAGGCCUUCUCCGCUUUCGGCUCGGUCUCGGAGGCGCGUGUGAUGUGGGACAUGAAGACUGGUCGCUCGCGUGGCUAUGGAUUCGUUGCUUUUCGUGACCGCGCGGAUGCUGACAAGGCGCUGAACUCGAUGGACGGCGAGUGGCUGGGCUCUCGUGCCAUUCGUUGCAACUGGGCUAAUCAGAAGGGUCAACCCUCCAUCUCUCAGCAGCAGGCCAUGGCCGCGAUGGGCAUGACUCCCACCACCCCGUUCGGCCACCACCACUUCCCAACUCAGGGUAUCCAGAGCUAUGAUAUGGUGGUUCAACAGACUCCCCAGUGGCAGACCACCUGCUAUGUUGGCAACCUGACCCCCUACACCACCCAAAAUGACCUGGUGCCUCUGUUCCAGAACUUUGGCUAUGUUCUUGAGACCCGCCUGCAGGCUGACCGUGGCUUCGCUUUUGUCAAGAUGGACUCACAUGAGAAUGCUGCCAUGGCUAUCUGCCAGCUCAACGGAUACAAUGUGAAUGGCCGCCCACUCAAAUGCAGCUGGGGAAAGGACCGUCCCCCAACUGGCCAAUUUGACAACUUCUCCCCUCAACAGGGCAACGCUCCUUUCAACAACACCCCGGGAUUUUUCCCCCAGUAUGGUGGGCCCGCUAACCCCAUGAACCAAGGUCCUGCUCCCGCUGGCCGAGGCUGGGACCAACAAGGCAACAACUUUGGCGGACCCGGCAUGCCGGGUCCGGGCUACCCCCAAGGCAAUGCUGGCGGCUAUGGUCGUGGCCAACCCAUGUCCCCGUCUGGUAACUGGGACCAGUCCAACAACAACUUCAAUGGAGGCUACCAGGCGUAG
Penicillium macrosclerotiorum is the source of this 1431-nucleotide messenger RNA. RefSeq lists its product as uncharacterized. The transcript has 5 exons. The record is from RefSeq and is a predicted model, not a curated record. NCBI's taxonomy places the organism in Eukaryota, Fungi, Ascomycota, Eurotiomycetes, Eurotiales, Aspergillaceae. Bases 1 to 1431 code for a protein of 476 amino acids. Gene Ontology annotation, molecular function: RNA binding.